Messenger RNA from Penaeus chinensis, 6672 nucleotides. RefSeq lists its product as uncharacterized. The transcript is spliced from 9 exons. Lineage: Eukaryota; Metazoa; Arthropoda; Malacostraca; Decapoda; Penaeidae. The coding region runs from base 232 to 1785 and encodes 517 amino acids. The record is from RefSeq and is a predicted model, not a curated record.
GGAGGCGAGAUGAGUCCAGCUCUGUAAACAAACACGGCGGCCUCGGGAGCAUCUCGCCUGCAGCAGACACAAGUCACAAAAAUGAUAAAGGAAGAACAUAGAACCACUGCUUAAUAACGUACGAAUCUCACAAGAAUCUCAUAAGAAUCUCGCAAGAAUCUCACCAACCUCCAUGUCAUAAUACAGACAACUGUUUUGUAUUAUUCAUACAAAAUUCACUCAUCAAACAAAAUGCAGCUGUUACGCAUUCAUUAUCAGAAGUUAUUUGUCUGCCUGUCGUUUGUGAUGCUGGUGUUUGUGGUGGUCAGAGUUUGGGACAGCGACAGUGACCCCAUUGCACAACGGCAGAAUGGAUCAGGAUCUCUCAGGAUCUCCGAGAAGAGGCAGGGCAGUGCGCAUGAAAACAGCAUCAACAUUGACUCUCCUGUUUUGUCUCUGCACCCUGAACGCUCAGGGAACAAGGGUGGCAGUGUAAAUGUGUUUGCAGAUCUGUUUCAAGAAUUGGCCAAGGAAGAGACCUGUCCUUUGUGCUUUGGCCAGGACCUCUGUGAAGAUAUAUCAGCUGGAUUUUUAACAUUGUCAUCAGAUACUCCACAUGUCCACGAUUCUGAUGUGUCCUAUGAGGCACAUCUUGGAGACUUGCAUAAGCUGUCUGUUAAGGUGCCUUCAUCUGAUCGAUUCUCGAAAUUGGAUGACUUGGUUUGCAACAAUGCGAGCUUGGGAGUGGGUUGCACGAUUCGUGUUGCAGCCAGUAAGUCAUACCUGGGAAGACCCCAUGAACUGACAUCUCGCUCACUCUACAAGCUAUUACACCAUAUUGGGAUCACCAGGAGGAAUUACCCGUUUUUAAUGUGUCCAAGUAAAAAGCUUUUAACUGUAGUUGAAAGGACUUUUGAUGAAAAUGAUGACCAUGAGUUAACUCAGGACGAGCGCUUGUAUCUGUAUACAACAUUGGCCAUUGCUCCUGAAAUUGUUGUUUUGAAGCUGCUGACAAAAGCCAAUUUGAAUGUAGGAUUUCCCCGUCUUGUUGGUGUGUGUGGACGAUUGGCUGUACUGGAGGAGGAGAUGACUCCACUGAGCUCCAUGCUGGAUGAGCCCUUCAAUGUCCGGGCAUCUCUGGCAGCUCAAAUCCUUACUAUGAUUGAUGAUUUCAUGGAGGAUCAUCCUGAAUGGUACUUGUUUUAUGCCUCGUGGUCGAUAGAGAAGCUUGCAGUGAACAAGGAGGGAGAAGUGGUGCUAAUAGAUCUGGCUAACAUGGCAAUAAUUGACAAAUCUCUCUUUAGAGAUGAUUAUGAAGAUACACGAGAAACCCAGAAUCACGAGGUGUGCAACAAGGACUGUUUCCAGAAGUUUACAAGUGAAAUAUACAGAGAAGGACAUGAUACAGACGAGAUGUGUUCGCGUGUAGAGGAUGUGGGACACCUCAUGUAUGCUGCUGUGUGUGCAAUGAUCCUAAGUGACAUGAAGCAACACAAAUAUGUGGAUUACUUCAGCUCUACCUCUGGCAGCCAUCAACAGCCAAGAAUGACAAGGGGUUUACUGCACAACAUCCCUGCUGCAGACAGAGCAACAGUGGAGGAGCUUCUUGCAGAGUGUGUAGAGGAGGCAGCUCCUGGAGGACGACUUCAGGCAGCACAGGAGCUUAGAGAUUUCCUCUCAGACUUUCUCCUCGAUGAAGAAGAUGAGGAAGGAGAUGAAGAUGAGGAAGAUGAUACGGGGGACAACGGCGAGGAUUAUGACGAUGAUUAUGAAUAUGAAGACUAUGGCACAAACAAGGAGGGAUGAGGUGAAGUGCUAUGUAGCAUUCACAGCACAGCAAGAGGAAGAUGAUUGAAAGGACUGAUAGUGAUUUCUUUUUCUUCCCAAGCCUAUCCUCUUUCCCUUUUUUAUUUUUCUUACUCUCGUUUCCGGUGUGACAUGUAAAAUAAUUCUUCCAUGACUGUUGGUUGCAAUGUGAAUCUUGGUGAGUUCAAACCAACAUAAUUUCGUUCUCUCUGUAUUUAUGUUGUUGGGAGAAGAAUGCAGAUUACGGUGCUGGUGACUGUGAGUAUAUAUUGCAGGGUUAGUUGCCUCUUAUUGUAUAAAACCAGUGUUAUGUUUAGGCUGUUUUAGCAUUGCCCUUUUGAUAGUUAGGAAAAUAUGAAACAGUUUUGUAUUUAUGUGGACUAUACAUAUAUAUGAUGCCCAUUUUCUAGGUAUGAUGCAAUAGGAAAUCUAACUUCCAUUAAAGAAUAGCUUUUUUAAUGAUUUAUCAAUUGGACUUUGAUAGGGAUUUUUUUUUUUUUUUUUUUUUAUUGUCAUGUAUCUUUGUGUUAAGUUCAACAUUUAUUGAUAAGCAUCUAAAUUGUGCUUUGGCAUAAAUCAUAUAUAGCAUUAUUUGCAUGUGAUGCAUAAUUUCCAAAUACAUGAAUGCAAAAAUGCUUGCUUAAGUUUAACCUUGCUGAUCAUCUGGAUUAGGCGCUUAGCGACUGCACUUAUUUCUGGUAGCACCGUGAACUUUCUUCAGUAAGCUGGGUGUGCAGAGUUGCAAGGAGGAAGAGAAGGCAGGUAUUCUGGAAGGUCAGCUUUAUAGGCAGCUAGAAUGUCACAAAUUUGGUAAUAAUAUUUGUUCUUUAUAAGUGUAGGGAAAAUCUCUUUACCGAGCCUAGGUAGAUCUUCAGUCCCUUUUCUUUUUCUUUUCUUUUGGCAUUGGGCAUUAUGUUACCCUUGCAGAAACUGAGUGUUUGAAACUAAUGGUGCUGUCCCAUCAGUCAGCACCAUUAGAAAAUACUAAAUAACAUAUGCUGAAGAAACAGUUGUGAUUAUAAGCAGCUCUUAUCACGAAGAAUAUUAUUUGCAGAAGUGGGUUUGCGAAUUCAGAUGCAAAAUAACAAGAUGCAGUGUAACAGUAAUGCACUAGAAUUAUAAAUGUGGUAUGAUAUGUGGUAGAUUCUGUUGAUCAGAAAAAAAAGCGAGAGAGAGAUUUUUAUACUUUGAUAAUUUUUGUAUGGAGAAUGUCGUAGCAAGGGAACCUGUCUUUUUAGUAACUCUUUGCAGGACAAUCUAAGUAUAUUUAUAAUAUACUUACUGUAUAUGACAUAUAUAUUUUUUUUCAAUGAUUCAAUAAUCAUUGAUAUAUACAGUCACUUGCACUGUGUAAAAGAAGAAGAAAAAAAUAGAAUGUAGAAAUGUUGCCCUUAUAAUUUGAGUGUAUCUGCAGUUACUUCCUAUUUGACUUGUGAAUAUUUAUUUUUGGGCUGCUACUGGCUGGCAGCUUUUAAAAGGUUGCCUUUGAGGUAAGAAAUAACAGAGCAUUUUGACUUUAUGAUUUACAUAUUGUCAAUUAUUACAGACAUACAUUUGGAUUGCUACCUUUUGUACAUUUACAUGCUGGAUACUAACAUUUUGCUUAUUCAUAUUCAUGCCAAGGGUGUCAUGCAUGUUUCAUUAACAUUUUAUAUUUUGUAUUGAGGUCAAUAAGGGCAAAAGUUUCAUAGUUUGGCCUUAAAUACCUGGAGCAAAUUUCUCUCUGCAUUAUGUCUAAGAUCAUCUCCAAUCAUCCUAAAGUUAAAAGAGAAUGGAGGCUUAAAAAAGGAUAAUGGCUAUAGCUUCAUUAAUCAUAGGCUCAUUCUCACUAGUUGAGACAACAGAUGCUAAAAUCACUAGGUCACUAGUCGGAGCUCAUAAUAUGUUUACUUUUUCUGAGUUGUCUUUGAGAUGAGACUCGCAUUGGUUUCACAAAGGAGUCCUGGCUUUUGUAUGGUAGUGCAUAGUGUGCAACAAUAUCUUGUGAGGGUGUUUGUGGAUGUUCACUUGACAAUCAGUAGUGAUGGAUGCUGAUGAGGAUGUGUGUAUUUUGUUGCAGGAUAGAGAUGCUAAUUUUUUAUGUAGAAAAUAUUUUGUACUGAAGUUAAAUGUGAUGAGUAGCAUAGACAUUUAGAAAUGUAGAAAUAUGUUUCUUGUAGGUUGUGGUCCAAUAGUUUAGUCCAGCUUAGACUUGUUUUUUGUAAUAGGGAAAUAAAGUGUACCCUUUUCAAAAUCAAAAUGAUGGGUCCAUGAUUUUUCCUAUUUUCUUUCAUAGUAUUCAGUAUUCCAUUACACAUGAAAAAAAUGGUAACAAAAACAGUGUGGCUGGGUUAGGAUAGGUUAGGGUUGGUAGUCAAGUAGGUGAAUUUGAGAAUGGAAUCAAAGUGUGAAGGAAAUUGGGAAAGGAGCAAGGUCAGAGUGAGAAUCAGAAGAGAAAUGAAGAGGAAAAGGAACUAAGAUGAAGAAACAAUAACUGAUUUGAAAUGCAAUGAGGGAAAGUGAUUACUAAUUGCAAGUUUGUUUUUUAUAUAAUACAUAAUUUCCAAAUUAUAUGACGCAAAAUUAAUUAAGUAAUUUUCUACCCAUAUUUCUUUGUUUCUUUUUAUGUCUUUAUAUGUAUAUGAUCACAGUUAUAGCUACAAGCUGUUAUGUAUGUGCAUGUUCUAAUCUUGAUGUGUAUGUCAUUAUGGAUGUAAUCAGAUAAAGGCCGUGGACAAAUUAAAAAGUUGUGGAACCCGUAGAUCAACCCAGAUUCCCUGAUAGAAAGUUUAUUGUGUCUUAAUAAGGUAAUGUAUAAAUGUUGAUAUUGUGUGAAAAUCUCUAAAAGAAACAUCAUGUUGUUCUUCAUAUUAUUCUAAUGAUGUGCUUUUACAAAAAGUUAUUAGAUGUUUUUACGAAAUGAUAUUAAAAACAGUAUUGUUGUAUUGUCAUGUACUUAAUGAAUAACCUCGUUGAAUAAUUGAAGUGAAGUUUGUCGUGAUUAUACCACACCCUUGCAGUCUUCAGUACAACAAGCAUUGUGGUCCAGUGAUAGAGUAUGACUUAGGAUUUUCCAAGAAGUUUGGGUUGCAACAGUCCAAGAUGGUAACUUGUGUUGAAUAUAUAUGAAAUAAGACUACAUUUCAGUAUGCCCAGCUGUUUCUCAGUUAGUGAUCAAUGGAUCUUUACCUAAAUAGAAAAUUCCUUUUUGCUUUAUGAGUACAGGACAGUGCCUAUACUCAAUACAAAAACAAGCUUGUUCUCGGAAGAGUUGUUUAUUAUGUAUUUGCCUUUGUGCAAAUACACACACACACACACACACACAUGCACUUAUUUGUGCAUACACAUGCAAACAUAUACAGUAUACACAAGCAGAGCCAUGGGAAUACAUUUCCACACAUCAUGUAAGUACAUCAGUGUGCACAAGUUACUUAUGGCUGAUGUUAUUAACUGAGUGUCAGUGGUGUUGUGUUGGUUGCUAAUGCAAGCAUUGCAUCCCCUGACCCUUCCACCAGUCCAGUAUUAAACCCCUUACCCUUAAGAACAUGUUUUAUUUUAAGAAAAUAGUAGAAAAAAUUAAGUAAAAGCCAUUUAUUGCCACUUUCCUCAAAUUAUUUAAAGCUGCCUGGCUUUUAAUUAGUGAAUUUUCUUCAAUAAAAUUUUUGUUAUCUACUUUGAAAUCUCUCGGUUAACUGUAUAGCUAGGUGAUAGUAUUUGUCCGGUCAUGUUGAAAAUCUGUAAAAUGAUUGAAUAGAUUUUUGUGCCCACGUCUACUGCCCUUGUGGCUCCAGCCAGGCUUUACCACUGCUGGAUAUAGAAAGCAUAUUUUUUAGAGGACAUUUAUCUUUGCAAUUUUUCUAUGCAAUAAAAUAUCUUUGUGUCACUAUUUUUAUGUUUGUUGUACGUGCAGUAGGGAGUCGAUUAUGUGUAUAUUAAGAAUGAUGCUAAUAUCCUUAAACAAAGGAUUUUGUCUGUACAGACAGAUGACAGAUUUAAAGGAUUUAAAAGAAAUUGUAUGAUUUUGCAUGAGCAAGGAUUACCUCAUUUUUUGUGCAUAAGACAUGUAUGUACACAUGUUCAUAUUUGUACCAUGACCUGUAUUGAGUAAGUUCAGUGCAGGCCAAUUCUAUUUAAUUAACAUAGUCAGCAAAAGGACAUAGUUUAGUAUGGGAUCCAUCUGUGCAUACAGAAUUUUAUGGAAUGCUUGAACCUCUCUUGAAUCUUAGGUUGCAUUCUAGCAUUUGGGCCAAAGAUACAUCAGUAUGUUGACCAGGUUUACCGAGGUAUCCAUCGUUGUUGUAAUAUUCCAGUGUGAUAGUGUGAUGAAUAUGUACUCAUCAACAGAUACAGUGGUAGAGAUUGACUUCAUUAUUUGUUUCAUCAUGGUAGAGGAAAAACAAAUAUCAAACAUUUUAUUGAAAAUUUAAUACCUGCAAAGUUCCUUGAAACAUGUUCACUGUUAGAACUGUCUACAUUUGUUUACCUGUUAUCCCUCCAACCCUACCCCCCCCCCCCCCCCACAAAACGAGAAAUCUUUUGAAUCUCAUGGAUUUUGAGUUUCAGAUAUGCAUAGCCUUACAUUGUUAAAAAUGUUUUAUGAUAUCUUGGUAUAACGACCUUGUUCUGUGAGAGAUUGUUAGUGUGAUGUAUUGUAUUCUUUGUCAACCUGUAGGAAGAUGAGAAGUUACAGAAGUAUAUAUUUCGUGUAAUUAACUAUAUAGGGAAAUGUAUGUAGAGAGAUACUGGUACCUUCAUAUUAUUUCGUAUUGGGGAGACACAGUUGUUACGUUUAGCUAAGCAUAAUAUUAAAAUUUACUAAUAGAUCUUUCAUUUUCAGAUAGCUAUAUUCUUUUAUGUGGAUUACAUGUAUGUAUUUUUAAAUUAUUUUCCAUAAAGUAUUGUUUAAAA